Messenger RNA from Anoplopoma fimbria (sablefish), 2082 nucleotides. Its product is annotated as BTB/POZ domain-containing protein KCTD1. The transcript has 5 exons. Gene Ontology annotation, biological process: protein homooligomerization; negative regulation of DNA-templated transcription. Gene Ontology annotation, molecular function: transcription corepressor activity; transcription factor binding. Lineage: Eukaryota; Metazoa; Chordata; Actinopteri; Perciformes; Anoplopomatidae. The record is from RefSeq and is a predicted model, not a curated record. The coding region runs from base 24 to 1052 and encodes 342 amino acids. Gene Ontology annotation, cellular component: nucleus.
ACCGCUUCCUAUCUGUUACCGUAAUGGACGAGACGGACAUCAUGGACUUAACGCAUCAGAAAGCGAGGAAGCGACCGCGUCCAAUCAGUUCCGCGGACGAGUCCGUGCACGCUGCCCUCAAACGGCUGCCGAUCCGGGCGGCGGAGUGCAGGGAGCCCUCGCUGAUGUUCGCCGUCAGAGGGGAGCCGGUUCCCGCAGCGUCUCUCAAGCAAAAUGACCACUCGCAGACUUCCUCUCCGAACACAGUGAUGCCGGCGCAGGAUCAUCGCUCCAGCAUGUCCCGGCCCAUGAUCACUCGGUCACCGGUGUCUCCCAUGAGCAACCAGGGCAUCCCAACACCUGCACAGCUCACCAAGUCCAACGCCCCUGUGCACAUUGAUGUGGGCGGACACAUGUACACCAGCAGUCUGGCCACAUUGACAAAAUUCCCAGAAUCCCGAAUUGGUCGUCUCUUUGAUGGCACAGAGCCCAUAGUCCUGGACAGCCUGAAGCAGCACUACUUCAUUGACAGGGAUGGACACAUGUUCCGCUACAUCCUCAACUUCCUCAGGACGUCCAAGCUCCUCAUUCCAGACGACUUCAAAGACUACAGCCUGCUGUACGAGGAGGCGAAAUACUUCCAGCUGCAGCCCAUGCUUGCUGAGCUGGAUAGCUGGCGCCAUGACCAGGAGCUGGGCCGGGUGUCGCGCCCCUGCGAGUGCUUGGUGGUGCGCGUGGCACCUGACUUGGGCGAGAGGAUCACGCUCAGCGGUGACAAGGCCCUGAUCGAAGACGUGUUUCCAGAGAUCGGUGACGUCAUGUGCAACUCUGUCAAUGCCGGCUGGAACCACGACUCCACGCAUGUCAUCCGCUUCCCACUCAAUGGGUACUGCCACCUCAACUCCGUCCAGGUUCUAGAGCGCCUCCAACAACGUGGCUUCGAGAUCGCCGGCUCCUGCGGCGGAGGCGUGGACUCUUCCCAAUUCAGCGAGUACGUCUUGAGGAGGGAACUGAGGAGGACGAGUCAGCGAGGCUCCAAUUCGAACAGGAUAAAGCAGGAGCAGCUGGACUAGAAACCUCCCGAGCAGCAGGAGGUGCUAGACUUUUUUCUGUGGCAGCCAAGCACUCGAUGCUGCAGAGCUCUGUGGACUCUGUUUUUUUUUUUUCGUUUCCUUGUUGAUGUUUUUGUUUUCUUAAACUUGAGAACCAUCUAGAGAAUUAAAAAUGAGGUGCAACAGGAGAUUUUUCUGCCAUAAGAAGAUACAAGACAUUUGAUAAGUUUGAGAUUGCAAGGACAUUUGUGAAUGUCUAGCCCCCAUAAACCAAUUUAAAAAGGAUUUAUAUACGCUGGAUCCCCAAAACAAAGUUUGUUUUAAAACUUGGAGCCUACAUUAGGUUCAAUAUGAUUUCUAUUAUACCCAUAACAUUUUUAGAAAAAGGCUUUUAUUGCUUAUGUCGUAUCUUGCAUAGCUUGUCACCAGUGACUUGAUUUUGAUGUCUAAUUUUAUCCCUCGCUGUAUAAAGGUCACUAAUGUGUUGCUUACAGUACAGAAUGUCUCAGUUGUCAUAAACAGUUAGUUUCAACAAAGCAUCUUUUUCACAAUUAACAUGAUGUUGAAUAUUGUGAUGCCAAUGAAGUGGGGUUUUUUUUUUUACUUUAAUGGAAGUUAUUUUAUUGGAUUAUGCCAUGAAAGAGUUGAAAUUAGUAUCAUCAAAACGAAACAUCCCAGACCAUUCUGUACGCAGUUAAAAAAAUAUACUUUAGUGAAUUAUUAUGUCACACCAUUUGCUUUAUUAGGGAGUAUGAAUUAGUUACCCCCAUGUGCUACCUUUGGGAUUAUUGAAUUGGAUCAUAAUAUUCAUAAAUCAUGACCUGUAAAUUUGAUCAUUGUAUAUGUGUUUGUGUUUUUUACAUUGAAUCUUUUUAAAGCAAAUGUGUUGCCUCGGACAUGACUGAACGGAUUAUUGUACCACCCACUCUAAGAUCACUUUUACUUGUUGCACAUAUUGAAGUUGGAUAUAAAGUAUUUCUAACAUGACUGACCCACCUACGCUCCCUAGAUUUGAGUAAAGAGGAAUGUAGCAAACAAAAAAAGAAGUGAA